Molecule: messenger RNA, 1824 nt
Organism: Drosophila biarmipes
Lineage: Eukaryota; Metazoa; Arthropoda; Insecta; Diptera; Drosophilidae
Exons: 1
Coding region: 579-1709 (376 amino acids)
Source: RefSeq, a predicted model, not a curated record
AUUAUAAUGGAACCUUUAUCUCUAAUCAUUUAAAAAAUCCAAAUUUUAUUCAGAUGCUCAUAAGAACAAAUAGCCCCUAGAGUGUGUUUCCUCCCAUAAAGAUCUAACGAUAAAUUAAAUAUGCUUUACAAGGCCCGAUCCUAACUACCUUAUCCAAUGAAAUAUUUUUUCAAGACAUCUCUUUUUGAUAUUUUAAGAAACUAUUUGUACACAAUUUUUAAGAAAUCCAAAUCGAAAUUGAGUAUCUUUUAUAGAAACCAACACAACUACCUCAUCGAAUGAAAUAUUUCAUUUAGGCAACCUCUAUUUGACAUUAUAAGAACCAAGUACUAAAAAUGAAAUAUAAAAUGUAUGGAGAAGAGAAUAUAAGGCAAAACUCAAGCUGUAUGACAUAAAUGGAUGUGAGCAGCGGGCUCAGGGCAUCCGCAGGUCGACCCAGGGCCGAGGGCUACCCAUUUCACCCGCGGGCUCGUAGGUCAAGAUGCUUGUCGUCGCCAGCAUUGGCUGUUGUAUAUAAAUUUUGACAAAAGAAAGACUUCGGUUUAAACCAAUUUUGGCAAGGCGGCGGCCAUAAGGUGAUGACCACUCGACGCGACGACAUGGCGCGGAUUAGCCGUAUUUCCCGGUCGCAUACCCAUUCGCCAUCGCUCCUCCAUCUGCUACUUCUGCUGCCCAUCUUGGCGAUCCCCCUGGCGACAGGAUUUGGCAACGAGUACGUCCACAUCAAGGUGCAUGUGCCCAAGGAGGAGUCGCCGGUGGAGGAGGUGCCUCCGCCGCACAAGGUGAUCCACCACUUCCACCACCACCCACAUCCCCACCAGCUGCACCGCAGUCGAGGGCGAGCCCGUCCCAAGCCCAGUCCGCUGCUGGAGAGCGUGAUCCUCUCUGAUCUGGACAAGCCGCUGCACAUGAGCGAGCAUGCGGACUAUCUGAACCACGCCAAGGAGCUGGCAGACCACCUGGCGGAAACCUACGCCAGGAAGGCACCACCACCGCCGCCUAAGAAGAAGGUCAACACCUACACCAUUAUCGAGGAGCACCAACGGCCACAUGGACACGACUACGAGGAUCACCAUGAGCACGGCGUGGAGACGUAUCGCGUGAUUGAGUCGCGGCCCAAGCACCAGCAGUAUCACCACAACCACCACCACCACCCCCAUCACCAGCAUGCGGAGGAGGCGGAGGAAGAGGAGGAGGACGCGGAUGUGGGCUACCACUAUUCGGGCGCAGGAAAAACGCAUCACUCUCUGGGCAUUGGCGCCUAUGCGGAGCCCGCCCCUGUUGAGGAGGAGCACCUGGAACCGGAGCCAAGUCCGGGCUACAGCUACUCCCCGCCCAGCCACUCUUACAUCCCGCCCGGCCAGGCGCAUCGCGGCUCCAAGGCCAACAGGGCACCGGCCUACACGCUGGAGGCGCCGCAGGAGCCCUCCUACGGCUACGAUUACUCCAGGCCCUCGGCGGGGAGUAGCAGCGACUUCCGGCCGUCCGUGCAGGUGCCAUCCAGCGAUCCGUACGGCCAGGAGGAGGAGCCGGCGGACACGUACGGCCCACCAAGGCGUCGCCGGCCAUCCAGCCUCGUGGAUUGGCCCGACGCGAAGGGAUUCAACAGUGCCGCCGCAGAGACAUACAGCGGCGUCGAUAGCUACAAUGUGGGCCACGUCCAGGGCUACGGCUCCAGUGGCUACCAGUACAGUGGGCCCUACCUGUAGGCGGACAGCACCAACACCUCGCCUAAUCUAAGACCUAAGAUCCUAUUUAAUGCAUUUUUUUGCUAGUUCCCUAAGUUGAUUAUUUCAGUUUUAAGAUUUCAAUGAUAAGAGAAUA